Messenger RNA from Temnothorax curvispinosus, 4026 nucleotides. RefSeq names its product neuropeptides capa receptor-like. The transcript is spliced from 6 exons. Lineage: Eukaryota; Metazoa; Arthropoda; Insecta; Hymenoptera; Formicidae. Gene Ontology annotation, molecular function: neuromedin U receptor activity. Gene Ontology annotation, biological process: neuropeptide signaling pathway. The record is from RefSeq and is a predicted model, not a curated record. Gene Ontology annotation, cellular component: plasma membrane. The coding region runs from base 402 to 1802 and encodes 466 amino acids.
GUGGAGCACUUUUCACCCCGUUAUACAUAUUUUUCGCGCGUAUCGUGACUAUUAUCCCUUCGAAAAAGAAAAACGAGCCCAUUCUCGAAAAUAUCUAUGAAACCGAGCGAUCGAAAUCGAUCGAUCAGUGACUAUCAUUUUUGAACAAUGAACCAGUUACGAGCGACUCGCUUGCGCGAUGUUCGAUUUAACGUGUUGAGAAUCAAGAGAACGAUCGACUACGUUAAGUUUCUGUGCAUUGGUUGAUUGAAAUUUUAACGUAGCGCGAAAUCAUGGCUGUCAAGAGAAGAAGAAACGAGUCUCCUUAUCCAGGAUAGAAAGGGCGGACAUUCCUAUUCGAUCGGUGAUACUAUACUGACUGGGGGAAAAGCGAUCGAUCGGGCUGAAGAAACGCGCAAAGUAUGGAAUUUUCGGACCGAUAUGUCGUGAAGAUCGACAACAUCACGGAACUGAUGAACCUGAACGAGUCCGAGUACUUGCAGUCGAUCUUGGGACCGAAACACCUGCCGUUGAAGCUUGUGUUGCCGAUCACCUUCGUCUACGUCGCGAUCUUCGUCACCGGCGUGUUCGGCAACGUGGUCACCUGCAUCGUCAUCAGGCGAAAUCCCGUCAUGCAAACCGCCACCAAUUACUAUCUGUUCAAUCUAGCGAUAUCCGACCUGCUUCUCUUGAUUCUCGGACUGCCCAAUGAGUUAAGCGUGUUUUGGCAACAAUAUCCGUGGACAUUUGGAGUGGGUCUAUGCAAAAUACGAGCGUACGUUUCAGAAACGUCAUCUUACGUGUCAGUCUUAACGAUAGUGGUGUUCUCGUUGGAGAGGUACCUAGCUAUAUGCCACCCCCUGCAUUUGUACUCGAUGAGCGGACUGAAACGACCUGUACGAUUUAUCUUGGGUGCCUGGCUGCUAGCUCUCAUCUUUGCCCUACCCUUCGCCGCUUACACCACCGUCAAUUACAUCGAGUAUCCGCCAAGAUCCGGUCGUCAUUCCGAGGAGUCGGCAAUGUGUGCCAUGUUGCUGCCUAACAUGCCAAAGUUCCCGCUUUACGAGCUCAGCUGUCUCAUAUUCUUCCUCGUGCCGAUGUUGUCCAUAGCGGUGCUUUACGUGAGGAUGGGCCUCCGAAUACAAAGCAACGGUCUCGGUCAGAGCAUCGAGGGCUCCGUUCACGGAGAGACGAGGCAGGCUCAAUCACGAAAAGCCAUCAUCCGAAUGCUCAGUGCGGUCGUGAUAACAUUUUUUAUCUGCUGGGCGCCCUUUCACGCUCAACGCUUAAUGUACGUGUAUCAGGUGUCGGCCUUCAACGACAUUAACGAGUGGCUGUAUCCGCUGGGAGGUUGCCUGUACUACUUCAGCACCACCGUGAACCCGAUUCUGUACAACGUGAUGAGCGCCAAAUACAGGUUGGCGUUCAAGAGAACGCUGUACUGCACGCCGACGAGUCCCAUGAUCACGAGGGACGACCUCAGUAGUAUGAGAGAUACCACGGUCUGCAGAUGCGGAUCCAGAAGAGGGUCCCAGUUGGUUCGCGUGAGAAGUGUACACUACCAACGUAGUAUCAAAUGCAACGUGUCGCAUUCAAGCGCGAUGCUACGUUCGCCGAUAAGAUUACGUUACGACGACGAGGACGAUGACGUGAGCCACUGCGACGCGGAAAGGAUGCCGUGCGACUUCCUUAGUCCCGACACGCAGCCACAAGAUAUGAGGAGAUCCUCCUUCGCAGCGAGUAACGGUAGGACCAAAUAUCGAUCGAACGAAGAAACGCGAGACGGCAUCUCACCGAUCGUGGCGAACGAGACGUGCAUCUGAUUUCCGGUUUAUUCCGGAGAUAAAAGGAAGAAAUGCUGCGACGCGGGGAUCAUAAAGACCACUUGCAUCCUUGACAAGAAGCUAUCGUGCCGUUUCCGCGUACGCGACGAAACUGAUGUGGCUGCUGUGCAUUAUCCUGCGUUGAAGAACAGCUUCCCAGAGGACGUGUCGCGAUAUCCUGUCCGAGAUAAGUGUUCGUAGUCAGGACAAAGAAUCGAGUUUUGUGGAAAGUUGCAUUUAAAUGACGCAAAUAAACGAAAUCGUGAAGUGCUCGUGACGAAAAAUCAAACCAAGAAAGUUUGGCAAUAUUAAUAUGUUAAAUAUUAAUUUACUACAAUGUCGAACGUUACAAUCGCCAGUGAAUAUUUCGCGAAAUUAAUCGCAUUCCGUGCGUAAUCAAAUUAAUUAAUUAAUUAAUUAAUACAAGGCACAUUUCAUACGUAAAUUCGCGCUAACAAAAAAAAAUAUAUGAAUAACAAAAUCAAGUUACAAGACAAAAUCUAAUGUGUGUAAUUCCAAGUACAGAAGACCGGAAGCGAUGUAAAGAAAAAUAUAUCGCUAUUAUAGAUAUUUCGGAGUUUAUGUCAUAAUAAAUAAUUGACAUAUAAUCGACCAUAACAGAGAUUCAUAAAUUAAUAUAUAGCCUUACAAUCUUUUAACGUAUAAUUUAUAAUUCAAUAAAGUAUUAACAAAAUCAUGCACAUUUUCGGACAUUUCUAAUUCUAAUAAUUUUUCAAUAAUUACUUUAUCAAUUAUUUUAUCAACAGCUUCAAGAAAAUAUCGUAACUCUAAAAUCAAUGUAAAAUAUAUUUAUUUAACAUUUUAUAUUUCUGGUAAAAAAAACUUUUACAAGUAAGAUAAUUUUCUUGAAAAAAAUAUUUUUUAAAAUCAUAUUAUCUCUUUUUAUAUACAUUUAAUGAGAUUCUCUACAAUUGUGUAUCGAGCAGCGUAUUUUAAUCUAUCGAAAUCAUUAUUUCUCAUCUUAUAACUCUAUUUUAUCAUUCAUAAAAUUUCUUUGCGAGCUAAUUGAAAAUUCUGUCGACGCUUUGCCUGUGCGGUCAUUCGACAAUUAUUCGAUGUGCAAGUGUGAAAAAGCUAACAGUGAACGGAAAAGGGAUGAUGUCUAAAAAGACAAAACGACACGAGCGAUGCGUUAAUGAAGAGCUAUCUACUUUUACCUACAUCAUUCAAAGGAAUCGCGUGGAGACCUCAAUAUAUCGCGCGGGGAAAUAAACGCUCGAUAAUGAGAUGCGAAAAGGGAAGAACGGCGGAAUUCCUCUCGGAAAUCCUCGAUUCUCUGUCGGAUGAGGGAAUAGACGGAUAUUUAUCGGAUCUUCGACAUAUCCUGUCAACGGGACUUACGGGACAGAUAGGACACGCGUCUCGGGCAACUUCUGUGGACUCGAUCAACAGCGCGUUUGAUAAGCGCCUUUCGUAUGUGUAAUGUAACGCUCAAGGGAGACCGCGUCUCGAAUUGAAUGAAGCUCUCACAGGUUAAUCAGACGGAAGCCUCGCGACUGAGGUAUGUGGUUUCCGAAAAAAAGCUCGUGUCUCAGAAAAAAAGAGCUCGUUCAUCACCUUAUACUCGGGAAGGAUAAAAAAUAUCCGUAUGUACGUACGAAUGUGCGUGUGUUUGUGUACACGUAUACGGAUAACGUAUGCAGAAAAGGGACUUCAUAAUGUAUUCGUGCAGAAGAUUGCUUGCGAGUGGGUAAUCUUAAGGGAACGCCGGGAAAGGAAUUACUUUUCGUGCCUCAGGUACAAAGUGAGCGAUGUGCAAAGGAUUCAAAUGCGGUCGAGCGGGCAAGAGAUAACUGAACAGACAGAGAGACGGAUAAAAAGAAAUAAAACCAAAAUCGGCGGUUCGUUCGUAUCCGCGCAGUCACCGCGGGAGGCUUCAUUAUAAUCGAGGAAUUUUCAUUUCCAGAACCCGGGUGAAAUAAACUGUCGCCGAGAUGUAUCGAGACGAACGCUCAUAAACCCGCGUACGGGCGAUCCGCGGUCCGGUCGCAAAAUGUUUUUUAGCUCUCUCUCUCUCUCUCUCUCUUUCUCUCUCUCUCUCUCUGUCCGUGAGCGACAAAUCCGGGAUUUCGAUUUAAAAUUCUUACGUAAAAAAGUACCAUCAGGGCGGCUCGCGAGCAUGGAUCAACGUUGCAUCGACUUCGUUCGAGCGCGGGUACGCCCGAUUUAAUCGUCUGUACAUUGUGAAUGUAACGAGAUGCAU